AACGGCGGCAGCGCCAGCUAUGCCGAGGCCAUGCUUGAAGAGUGGAAGCAGGACCCGUCGAGCGUGCACGCGAGCUGGAGGGCCUACUUUGAGCUCACCGAGGGCGGCCUCCCCGCGAGCCAGGCCUUCCAGGCGCCCCCCAUCGCCAUCGGCGACAGCAUGGAGGGCCCGGCGCCCGUCCUGCUCAACAUGGGCGGCGGCGGCCAGAUCGAGGACCACAUGAAGGUCCAGCUCCUCGUCCGCGCGUUCCAGGUCCGCGGCCACCACAUCGCCAAGCUCGACCCGCUCGGCAUGAGCCACGCCGACCUCGACGGCACGACGCCCUCGGAGCUCACGCUCGAGCACUACGGCUGGACCGAGAAGGACCUCGACAAGGAGUUUGAGCUCGGCGCCGGCAUCCUCCCGCGCUUCAAGAAGGCCGGCACCGACAAGAUGACGCUCCGCCAGAUCAUGGACACGUGCAAGAAGAUCUACUGUGGCUCGAUCGGCAUCCAGUACAUCCACAUCCCGAACCGCGACGAGUGCGACUGGAUCCGCGAGCGCAUCGAGAUCCCGAACCCGUACAACUACUCGACCGAGGAGAAGAAGGCCAUCCUCGACCGCCUCGUGUGGUCCGACUCGUUCGAGCGCUUCAUCGCGUCGAAGUACCCGAACGAGAAGCGCUUCGGCCUCGAGGGCUGCGAGUCGCUCGUGCCCGGCAUGAAGGCCCUCAUCGACCGCUCGGUGGACCACGGCGUCAAGUCGGUCGUCAUGGGCAUGCCUCACCGUGGUCGCCUCAACGUCCUCGCCAACGUCGUCCGCAAGCCGACCGAGGCCAUCCUCGCCGAGUUUGCGCCGUCGCAGGACCCGAACGAGGAGGCGGCGGCCGACGUCAAGUACCACCUCGGCGCCAACUACGUCCGCCCGACGCCCAACGGCAAGCGCGUCGCCCUGUCGCUCGUCGCCAACCCGUCGCACCUCGAGGCCGCCAACGGCGUCGUCCUCGGCAAGACCAAGGCGCUGCAGCACUUUGAGGGCGAGGCCGACCCGUCGACCGCCAUGGGCCUCCUCCUUCACGGCGACGCCGCCUUUGCCGGCCAGGGCGUCGUGUACGAGACGAUGGGCUUUGCCGACCUGCCCAACUAUGGCACGGGCGGCACGGUCCACAUCGUCGUCAACAACCAGAUCGGCUUCACCACCAACCCGUCGCAGGGCCGCUCGACGCCGUACCCGUCCGACAUCGCCAAGGCGAUCGACGCCCCGAUCUUCCACGUCAACGCCGACGACGUCGAGGCCGUCACGUACGUGUGCCAGCUCGCGGCCGACUGGCGCGCCAAGUUCCGCAAGGACGUCGUCGUCGACCUCGUGUGCUACCGCCGCCACGGCCACAACGAGGGCGACCAGCCCAUGUUCACCCAGCCCAAGAUGUACGAGACGAUCAAGAACCAGCCGACGACCCUGUCGCUGUACACCAAGCAGCUCGUCGAGGAGAAGUCGUUCACGGACGAGGAGACCGAGAAGCACAAGUCGUGGGUGUGGGGCCUCCUCGAGGAGUCGUUCGACAAGAGCAAGGAAUACAAGCCGACGUCCAAGGAGUGGCUCUCGUCGUCGUGGGACGGCUUCCCCUCGCCGCGCGAGCUCAAGGAGAACGUCCUCGAGGCGCGCCCGACCGGCGUCGACUUUGACACGCUCAAGCACGUCGGCAAGACCAUCUCGUCGUACCCGGACGGCUUCAACGUCCACCGCAACCUGCAGCGCAUCCUCAAGACGCGCGGCACCUCGAUCGAGGAGGGCAAGAACAUCGAUUACUCGACGGCCGAGGCGCUCGCGUUCGGCACGCUCGCGCUCGAAAAGGUCCACGUCCGUGUCUCGGGCCAGGACGUCGAGCGCGGCACGUUCUCGCAGCGCCACGCCGUCCUGCACGACCAGAAGACGGACGAGCAGUACGUCCCGCUCAAGCACCUCGGCGAGGGCCAGGGCCCGGUCACGGUCUGCAACUCGUCCCUGUCCGAGUACGGCGUCCUCGGCUUCGAGCUCGGCUACUCGCUCGUCGACCCGGCCCUCCUCGUGAUCUGGGAGGCGCAGUUCGGCGACUUUGCCAACGGCGCCCAGAUCAUGAUCGACCAGUUCAUCGCCGCCGGCGAGCGCAAGUGGCUGCAGCGCUCGGGCCUCACCCUGUCGCUCCCGCACGGCUACGACGGCCAAGGCCCCGAGCACUCGUCGGCGCGCAUCGAGCGCUUCCUCCAGCUGUGCGACGACCACCCGUUCAUCUACCCGACGCCGGAGAAGCAGGCGCGCCAGGUCCAGGACUGCAACCUCCAGAUCGUGUACCCGACCAUCCCGUCCAACAUCUUCCACGCCCUGCGUCGCCAGAUCCACCGCGACUACCGCAAGCCCCUCGUCGUCACCUUCUCCAAGAACCUCCUCCGUCACCCGCAGGCGCGGUCGUCGCUCGAAGAGUUUGGGCCCGACACGCACUUCCAGCGCUACAUCGCCGAGGCCGAGCCCGAAGGCUUUGCCGCGCCCGACGACGUCGUGCGCCACAUCCUGUGCUCGGGCCAGGUCUACUACACGCUCCUCGCCGAGCGCGAGAAGCGCGGCCUCAAGAACGUCGCCAUUUCGCGCGUCGAGCAGCUGUCGCCGCUCCCGUACGACCUCAUCACGCCCCACCUCGACCGGUACCCGAACGCGACGACCUACUGGGUCCAGGAGGAGCCGAUCAACAACGGCGCGUGGACCUACGUCCAGCCCCGCAUCGAGACGGCCAUGCGCGAGACGCAGCACCACAAGACGCGCCGCGUCUACUUUGCCGGUCGCGGUCCGACCUCGUCGGUCGCCACGGGCUCCAAGAAGCAGCACGCGCUCGAGAUCGAGCAGUUCUGCGCCGCCGCGUUCGACCUCGAGGCGCACCGCGUCGAGUUUGACAGCCAGUCUGCGCACAAGAAGGGCGACUUCUAGACGUCCUCUAUCGCCUCUCUCUCUCUCCUCAAGUUGUCUUUGUCGGACCCUCCCUUCCCUCCUCGCCCGCCGCAUCUCGCACUCCCCUCUCCCUCCCUCGCCUGAAUAUGCUCCCCUCUCCCUCUCCUCUCACGCACCUCGCUCUCGACACAUCUUUUCGACUCGUCCAAGCCCUCUCUCCAUCUGUGCCCACCGCCUGCCCCCACUCCCUUGCCCUUUCUCUCCCUCGCCCUCUCUCCCUUAGCGACCCACCUCUUCCUCUCCUCCCUCACUUGUGAUCAUCAAAGACGAACCGUUCUCGCUGGA
Molecule: messenger RNA, 3243 nt
Organism: Rhodotorula graminis WP1
Lineage: Eukaryota; Fungi; Basidiomycota; Microbotryomycetes; Sporidiobolales; Sporidiobolaceae
Exons: 6
Coding region: 31-2937 (968 amino acids)
Biological process (GO): tricarboxylic acid cycle
Cellular component (GO): mitochondrion; oxoglutarate dehydrogenase complex
Molecular function (GO): oxoglutarate dehydrogenase (succinyl-transferring) activity; thiamine pyrophosphate binding
Source: RefSeq, a predicted model, not a curated record